UAAGUAUUCAUCAUCCAAGUUGGCAUCAAGGAAGCAUUCGAAUUUAUUCAGCUUAUCGAGCAUUUACAACUGAUAAAUUGGAUGCUAUUCUUGGUAUACGUAUGGGUCUCAAACAUCUUAACGUGACCCUUACAAGCGUGCAGACAUCUGGAAAAGAACAACAAUCGUUGAAUGAUUUAAAAUAUAAUGAACGCUUUGAAUUUUUAAAUGUAUUUUCGAUGGAGAUGGAAUUGGAGAAAAGUUUAAAAAGGGGUUUACCAUAUCCAAUACUGAAAGUAAUCGAAUAUUUAAGUGUAGAUCGAGCAGGAUUUGUUUGGGGUAGGCAAUAUCGUCUCACCGGUCAUUAUACCGUAUAUUUGCUAUGGACAGCGUUUGCUUUUUGGAUUAUUCAAAUUUUAAUGUUAUGUUUGGUGCCACAUAAUUUUGCUAAAGUAGUUGUCAUUGUUGGCGUGCUAAUUCUAUUAGCUGAUUCUGUUUAUUUUAUUUUUGUGCCGAAAAAUCUUCAAAUAAGAUUUCCAUCAUCAGACGGAUCAAUGUCAAUUCUUGAUUUUCACCUUUCGACUUGCUUUUAUGCAACAUUAACUGCCGGUAUCACAAGUUUAGUUUAUGGUGGAAUAUUGCUAAUUUUACAAGCGAAAUCAUUGUAUACAUUGAAGACAUUUAUCACUUGUCAUGCUGAUCAGCAUUGUUGCAAAAUAAUGAAAUGUGAGAAUAGCACGAUAUUAUCACUUACGCCACCAAGUUCGAUGUCAACAGUUCCAACUGAAACAACAGCGGAUAGUUUAAUUAAACGAAAUACAUUUACCGGAAUGUUAUCUUCACCACCGGAAAGAUUUUAA
Molecule: messenger RNA, 839 nt
Organism: Acanthocheilonema viteae
Lineage: Eukaryota; Metazoa; Nematoda; Chromadorea; Rhabditida; Onchocercidae
Source: the annotation of a GenBank genome assembly